CGGCCCUUCCUUGCCUACUCACCCCACUACCCGGUUCUGGUUUGCGUGCCUCACUUACUCACUCAACUCAACUCAACUCAACUCAACCUAGCAUGUCCUUGCUGCAUGCAUCUUGUGCUGUGUUGUGUCGUGUUCCGUUCCGUCCGUCGCCAGCCGGUAUCCAUGAUGUGCAUCCGUACGUACGUAAUAUGGUGGAGUAUCUAUCUCCCUCUCUCUACCUGGUAGGGAGCAUUUCCCUGCUUUUACCAUGUAUCUAUUAUCUUCUUCUUUUUACAGCUUACUAGAAAAUAUAGAGUGUAUGUAGUAAA
This is a messenger RNA of Aspergillus candidus, 308 nucleotides long. RefSeq lists its product as uncharacterized. The record is from RefSeq and is a predicted model, not a curated record. NCBI's taxonomy places the organism in Eukaryota, Fungi, Ascomycota, Eurotiomycetes, Eurotiales, Aspergillaceae. The coding region runs from base 93 to 284 and encodes 63 amino acids. The transcript has a single exon.